Syngnathus acus (greater pipefish) is the source of this 5032-nucleotide messenger RNA. RefSeq names its product A kinase (PRKA) anchor protein 12b (gene akap12b). Gene Ontology annotation, molecular function: calmodulin binding; protein kinase A binding. Gene Ontology annotation, cellular component: cytoplasm. The transcript is spliced from 4 exons. Lineage: Eukaryota; Metazoa; Chordata; Actinopteri; Syngnathiformes; Syngnathidae. The record is from RefSeq and is a predicted model, not a curated record. The coding region runs from base 170 to 3991 and encodes 1273 amino acids. Gene Ontology annotation, biological process: signal transduction; regulation of protein kinase C signaling.
CUCUCCUGCCCGUUUCAUCCAUCCAGGUCAUACUCCGCUGCAGUGACUCGGCACACAGCUUGCACUUUUGUAGCCAGUACUUGUUUUAUUUUUCUGGACGUGGGGGGGGGGGUGGGAUACAGACUCAAUCUCCUGAGGCAAGCCGGCAGACAAGCACCGUUGCUCAGCCAUGGGAGCAGAAAGCUCAGCCCAGCGGGACGUUGCCCGGAACAGAGAGGAGGAGGAUGCUUCAAUCUCGGUUGAGGGAGAGGGAGGCGCCAUCCUCGAUAGCAAGUCCCUGCACAAGAAUGGACAAAUCUCCAGCCUGACCAGUCUGAUUGGACACUCGGAGGACAACACACUGGCAGAAGUUGGCCAGCCAGAUGGUGUGUCUGUGGCUCAGAAGGAGGACACCUCGGAGACCAUGGACACCAUCGCGGACGAGCAGGCUUCUCAGGUAAACGGUGAGAAAACAGAGAAGGAGUCGCCUGACAACAUCACUCCCGUUGAGGAGAAGGCAGCGGAGGAGAAGCCCAACGAGACAGGCGAAGUGGGCUUCAAGAAGAUCUUCCGCUUCGUGGGCUUUAAGUUCACCCUGAAGAAGGAUAAGAGCGAGGAGAAAGAGCCGGUGAAGCUGCUGACUGUGAAGGACAAGGACGGAGAUGCGGUCAAUGGAAUCGAUGAGGCAGGAGAGAACGGGAUCACGGAAAAGGCAACCAACACUGAGGCUGAGCUCACUGAAGAUGCUAAAAAUGUUGAAAGCCCAGAUGAUCCUGGUGAUGUCACCGAGACCUCAGAUGAAGCCGACAAGGAUGAAGGCGCCGAGAAAGAGGACGAGGCCAGUCCGCCGCCCCAGGAGGCUGCCUUGUCCCCCUUCAGGAAGCUGUUCAGUACCAACCUCUUCUCAAAUCUGCGAAAGAAGUCCAGCAUCAAGAGGACCAAAGAGGAGGAAGGCAAGGAGGUAGCUGGUGAGGAUGAAGCUGCUAAGCUAGAAGAAGCAGAAGAAAGCAAGGAGGACGGAGCGAGCACUCAAAAGAAAGAACAAGCCGAAGAGGAAGCCCCAGCAUCACCCGACAAAAUGAAACCCGAACCGAGCUCGGAGACUGACGUCACCGUCGAUAGCCCUACGUCUGAUGAGACGAAGCCAGAAGAGGAAAGAGCAGAAGAAAAGAAAGCUGCAGCAGAGGUGACGUCUGAUUCUGAACUUACGGCUUCGCAAGAGAAGGCAAAACCCCAAGGAAGCCCUCUAAAGAAGCUUUUCACUGGUGCUGGCUUGAAGAAACUCUCCACUAAGAGCAAGAAGAACAAGAAAGAUACUGAGGUGAAACUGACAGAGUCUGGGGAGCAAGCAGGAGAACUUCAGUCUUCUGUGGAAUCCACAGAAGCGGCAAAAGCUGACAGUGGGCCCUCAUCUCCAGAGAAAUCAGGAGAACAUGUUGCUGAAGCUGAGGCGGCGCAGUCCGACUCCACACAGGAACCCGAAGGUGAAGUUGUCUCUGAUGGAGAGAAGAAGAAGGAGGGAAUCGUGGCCUGGUCUUCCUUCAAGAAACUCGUGACACCCAAGAAGCGUGUGAAACGAUCUUCUGAGAGCGACGAUGAGAUCCCAAGUGAGAAAGCGGCAAAGUCAGCGACCUUGUCGUCUUCUGAAAGUGCUCCGUUGGCAAAUGAGAGUGCGGAGGAGGAAGCCAAAGAGGACAAACCUUCCGAGGAUGAGAGCAAAGCUGAAAAUACUGAAGAGAAGCUGGUGAGCAGCACAGAGGAACCCAAAAAGAAGAUGGACACAUCAGUCUCAUGGGAAGCUCUGAUGUGUAUGGGAGGGCCCAAAAAGAGGACCAGGAAGACUUCUGAUUCUGACGAUGAGGAAACCAAGAUUGAAGAGGAGAGUCACGUGACCGCCGGAGAACAGGACAAGCAGGAGGACAAGACCGAAGCAGCUGCUGCAAACUUUCAAAGUGACGAAGAAGGCGCUUCCUCCCCAGAACCUCUGAGUAGCCCACCUGAGAGGGAGUCGACCUGGGAUACGCUGAAACGCAUGGUCAUGCCAAAAAGUAAGUCCAAAACUGAAGAGAAGACAGAAGAACAAGUUCAGCCAGAAAGCGAAGCGCCAAAGGAGGAGUCGUCAUUCUCUCUGAAGAAGUUCUUCCCUGGUCUCAGAAAGAAGAAAACUGAAAAACAAGCGUCCACCGAGAGCGAGGAGGACUCCGACACCCCGGCUGUCGUUCCUCUCUCUGAGUAUGACGCACAGCAGGAGGUCAUCCAGGAACAAGCAGCAGAGGAAACCGCGGCUCCGGCUCAAACGUCCUUGGAUGAAAGAUCUCCAUCUUGGAUCGCGGCCAUGGUGGAGUGCGGCGAUGACAAGCACGACGAGCUGAGCGACAUCACCGAAGAAGCAGAGAACAUCGCCACGCCCAAGUCCGUUGACACUGGCAAUUUGGAGGAUGACGCCGAGGAGCACGUCGGACGGAGGUUGUCGGUAGUCGAAGUUGCUCAAACUCCUCCUUCAGAAACCACCAGCGGUGAGCCCGACAGACCCCAGGAUGAAAACGCUCAGCAGUUUGUGGCAGCCAUUAAGGCCCAAAUAAGUGAAGUUCCACCCAUGACAUCUGUGAUCUGCGAGGACGCAUCAGUUGAGAUUGCCUCUGAAGAAUCCGAACCAGCUUUGGAGCAAGCUGAUUCCAAAUCUCUCCGUCUGUUGGCCCCACAUACCCAAACUGAGACCACAGCCAUCUGCAUUGGCAUGGAAACCAAGGAGAUUGACGAAGUCGCUCUGGAGGAACCUGCGACUGAGAUCACAGAGGGCCUUCCCGUCAUUACCGACGCCCACAGCACCGAGGUCUUAGAAGAAGAGGAGGUGGUAAAAAUGGAGGAGGCCGUUGUCACGGAAGAAGCACUGCUGAGCGCCCAAGUUCAAGUGAGAACCGUCGAGGUCGAGCUGGCCCAAAGCUCACCGAGCGAAGCAUUGGAGGUUCAAACCGCAGAGGAGAGCUGCGAACCCGCGUCGACGACGGUCGCUGUCGUCAACUCUUUGCUGGAGCCACAAGUUGCGGAGGCCAUCGCGAAAAUGGCCGACGACGCUCCGAUCGUUGCCGUUACACCAACGUUGGAAAUCGCCGCGUCUCUGCAAAACGGAGACGUCACCGAGCCGAGCGUGCAGAUCAAGGAAGGAGAACUCCCCUGUGAAACGGUCGCCUCGAGUGAGCAGGUUUGCGUCAUCUCCGAAUCCGUCGUCCUGGUCAGCCCGGCCCUUGCGAACCAAGUGUCGACCUCCGACGUGUUUGAGCCAGAAGAUGUCACAGAAACCAACAGCGAUAAAGAGAUCUCCAGUCAAAUUGAAGCCCAGAGCUUGGUCAUCGCCAAGUCCGUCAUUCAGGAUGCUGUGGAGAAAGUUUCAGAACAGCCCAAGACCCCAGUGUCCUCCACAACACCAGUCCAGGCAGUGAUAACCACAGAAGAGGAGAUCUUGGCGGAGGUCCCGGUUAUCACCGACACCCCUACCCCCAUCAUCAAAGACGAACCGGCAGAGAAACCUCUUUUCGUCGCCACGGAAUGCGAAACAGUUCCCGUUGAGGUGGUGGCGAUCCUCAACGGUUCUGCAGUGGAGAACGGAGAAUUUGAGAAAGGCUUGAAGAAAGCUGUGGAGGUCAUUGCAAGUGAAGAAUCUGAGGAAGAAAUGGUGGAGAUCAUUGGCGAGAGUCAGAAGAAACUGGAAGCUGUGAAGGAGGAGAUGGAAGAAGACAAACCGCAAUCGGAGAAGGAGAUCCGCAUGCCGGUCCAGGUGGUCCUGCAGACCGCGCAGGUGAUCGAGGAGGAGUCUAUCAAAGAGGAGUUGGUGGAGGAAUUCGGCAGCAACGGCACUGUGGACGGCAGAAGAGACCGGCCGGCGAGCGAGCAGUCGGAAAGUCUCCCGGCGUCGUCAAACUGUGCCGAGGUGAUGGCGCAGGUGAUGGAGGUCAUUGAAGAGGCGGUGAAGGAGAUCCAGCCCGCGUCCACAGAGAUUACACCGGUGUCGUGAACAGGAUGAGACUGAUGACGAGGAUGAAACAGAGGAUGAUGCUUGGUUAGGACUACCCACUGACACGCUGGGCCCCUUCCUGCCCCGAGACAGACUGGGUCGCCAAGCUUCCUGUCCAAUGCCCAUACAACCCCCCACAACCCUGCAUCCAGCCAUGGACGAAUGUUUACCUGUGUGUGUGUGCGUGCGCAUGUGUGUGUCUGAUGUAUAGACCUCAAGACAAAAUCAAAAGGUAAACAGAUUGUAUAUUGUAUUUAUAUCACGAGUAUUCUUCCAAUCAUCCUUUAUUUUUUCUUGUUGAGCCCUGUUUCUUCUGUUUUAUUUCCUUCGUCACACGUAAAAAAUAUUUUUAAGAAUGCCAGAAGCAACACGUCAUUACUAAAGCUAACUGUUUCAUACAGCAAGACGUAUUAUUGUUAUUCAAAUAUUUUGUAGCUGCCAUGGUACAAACUGUGAUUUCUAUUGUCAGUAAAAUAAAAUUGGAGUAAAUUUCCUCAUAUUCCACAUAUCUACAUAAAACAUUUGGUGCCUAUUUUACUGUAAAAUAACCUUUUCACUUAUCUGUCUGAAAAAACGAGUUGGGGGGGUUGUUAAAGGUGCAUUAAUUUAUGAAUGCAAGCUGCUUUGGACCACGAAUCACAAGAGUCUGGAGGUUGCUUAAUAAAAAAAAAUUCCCAAUACAUUUGGUUCAGUUGUAUCAAUGACUGACACCAGCAAGCUUUAUGACCAAAUGAGAAAAAAAAAAAACAAUUUUCGCUUCUUUGUACAUAAACAUUUUCUCCGAAACUCCUUUUUGCCCUCUCAGUCACCUUUGUCUUCACUGUGAGCCUGUUAACGUUUGUACAGAGGAUGUGUAUACCCGACUUGUAUGAACUGACAAGGCCUCUUGUUAUAACAACUAAUAUACUUCAUUCUCCCUAAUAUUCACAUAAGCAUGGUUUUAACUGUCUUUUUUUUUUUUGUAUUUUCCAAGUUGUUAAUAGUAAGGAUACACAAACGUGUCUAUAUUUCAUUCAAUAAAGUUUAGAGGGUGGAGGUAAA